UGCCAACUGUAGAGGAGUUGAUCCCUCCUGGAUCAGGUGCCUGUUGACCUGCUGGAGUCACUUUCAGCCCCUAGAACACUGCUAGCUAAAUGAGAACUAUGAUUAUUAUAAAUUUAUAAUUACCCUGCCACCAAGAACAAGCUAUGUUAUCAGAAUGGGUCCCAUAUCUUUGAGAUUGAUUAAGCUGAUUAUGUUGAUGGUGGGUCCAAAUCUGCUGAAGUUUUUGUAUUAUAGAGUCUGCCUGCUGAUCAAUAUUCUAAUACUAUAUGCCUUGAGAUACUUCCCUAAUUAGAAUGAAUUUGAUGAUUUCUAUAACCACAAUGUUGAAUAGCCACCCCACAUGCUCUAUGGCUGCAAUACUGCCUCACAUGUUUUCCUUCCAUGCCUUAUUUUCUAUGUCAUUUAUACAUGGUGGAGCUCACAUUCUUUCUGCUCUGAUGAUCUGAAGCAUGCCCAAAUGUUGAAUUGUUUGAUUCUUUGUUCUAUUUGCAGAUAUGUUGAGUCUUCUUUUGUGGUGCUGCAUGAUAGCAGAAAACAUGCUUGUUGACAUGUUGUACAGGGGGAUGAUGUCAGCAAUUAGAAAAUUUAGGUUGAGGAAAAGUAUAAAAAGGAAAACUUGGGUCAUGCUACAAGCCUUCAUCAAUGAUAUAUUAUAAGGAUAACUGGAUAUUGAAGAAAGGCCUUGAACCAUGAUCCAUGCCUCAAAAGUUUGAGUGACUACAAUCAGCGGUUUCUUCUGAUGGGAGGAUAGAGCCUUCGUAGAAAAGUCAAAAGCAUCUUUUGUCCAAUGAAAGAAGCUUGAAUUAACAACAUAAUAUGAUAAUAAGACUAAGUUAAUAACAAUAUGAAUGGGAUCUUUCACAUAAUAUGAUAAUAAGACUAAGUUAAUAACAAUCUGAAUGGGAUCUUUCCGUCUCUCUCUGGUUAUUUUUGUUUUGCCAAAGUCAGUCAUCUCAAAUCUGACAAUAAGAACAAGAUGAUGCAUUGCCUUACUUCAUCAAUUUUUAAGGAGAAAAUUGUGUGCCUAUAUAUAGACCAGUCUCCCAAGUCUUUCUUCUCCUUACAAAUUUGGACCUUGAACCUAUCCUGGUUAUCAACCAUGGCUCAGUUGGUUGGAACAGAUGAAAUAGAGUCAUUUAGGAUUGAGUUAGCAGAGAUAGGAAGAAGCCUGAGAUCAUCAUUUAGGCGUCACACCUCUAGUUUCAGAAGCAGUUCAGCAUCUUUAAAGGAUGAUGCAGUUGAAGAGCAUGAUUUACAGUGGACUGACAUUGAGAGGCUACCAACAUUUGAACGGUUGCGGUCAUCUUUGUUUGAUGAGUACGAUGAUGGAAGUAGAGUUGAUGGUGAAGGAAAACGGGUGGUUGAUGUUACCAAGAUUGGAGCUCCAGAAAGGCGGAUGUUCAUAGAGAAGCUCAUCAAACAUAUAGAGAAUGAUAACCUUCGGUUGUUGCAGAAAAUCAGAAAGAGAAUAGACAAAGUUGGAGUAAAACUGCCCACUGUGGAGGUGAGAUAUAAGAAUCUGCGUGUGGAAGCAGAGUGCGAGGUAGUUCAUGGAAAGCCCCUUCCAACUCUAUGGAAUUCUCUUAAAAGCAUCCCUUCUGAUUUUACUAAGUUGCUAGGUUUGGGGUCCCAUGAAGCCCAUAUAAGCAUCAUUAAUGGUGUCAGUGGUGUCAUAAAGCCUGGAAGGAUGACUCUGCUGCUUGGGCCCCCAGGAUGCGGGAAGACUUCCUUGUUAUUAGCACUCUCAGGGAAUCUAGACAAGUCUCUCAAGGUUACAGGGGAAGUCUCUUACAAUGGGUACAGAAUGGAAGAGUUUGUGCCCCAAAAAACUUCUGCCUAUAUUAGCCAAUAUGAUCUGCACAUUCCUGAGAUGACUGUGAGAGAAACAAUUGAUUUUUCGGCCCGUUGUCAAGGUGUUGGAAGCAGAGCAGAGACUAUGUCGGAGGUAAGCAGAAGGGAGAAGCAAGCAGGAAUAGUUCCAGAUCCAGAUAUAGAUACUUAUAUGAAGGCAAUUUCUGUUGAAGGGCUAAAGAGAACCCUUCAGACAGACUACAUUCUAAAGAUUCUUGGACUGGAUAUCUGUGCUGACACAAUGGUUGGAGAUGCCAUGAGAAGAGGCAUCUCUGGUGGUCAAAAGAAAAGACUGACUACAGGGGAGAUGAUUGUAGGGCCUACAAGAGCUCUCUUUAUGGAUGAAAUAUCAAAUGGUCUGGACAGUUCCACAACAUUUCAGAUAGUUGCUUAUCUUCGGCAGCUGGUGCAUAUCAUAGAUGCUACCAUACUGGUUUCACUUCUUCAGCCAGCUCCCGAAACCUUUGAUCUCUUUGAUGACAUAAUAUUGAUGGCAGAAGGGAUAAUUGUGUAUCAUGGACCCUGUAGUCAUAUUCUAGAAUUUUUCGAGGACUGUGGGUUCAGGUGUCCUGAGAGGAAAGGGGUGGCUGACUUCCUCCAGGAGGUCAUCUCUAGAAGAGAUCAAGCACAGUACUGGUACCACACUGAACAAGCUCACAGUUAUGUCUCUGUGCAUACAUUCUCAAGGAAAUUCAAGGAGUCUCCUUUUGGGAAGAAGCUAGAAGAGAAGCUCUCUAAGCCAUUUGACAAGUCCCACAGCCAUAAGAAUGCUCUAUCUUUUAGCAAGUAUUCUCUUUCCAAAUGGGAACUCUUCAGAGCCUGCAUGUCAAGGGAAUUUCUUCUUAUGAAGAGAAAUUCUUUUAUAUAUGUAUUCAAAUCAACUCAGCUUGUCAUCAUCGCUGCCAUCACCAUGACAGUUUUCUUGCGUACUCGGAUGGAUGUUGAUAUCAUUCAUGCAAACUACUAUCUUGGCUCCUUGUUCUAUGCGCUUGUUAUACUUCUAGUUGAUGGGUUCCCUGAGUUGUCCAUGACUGUUUCAAGACUUCCAGUCUUCUACAAACAGAGGGACUUGUGCUUUUAUCCAGCUUGGGCUUACACAAUCCCAGCUACUAUUCUAAAAAUUCCUCUUUCCUUUGUGGAAUCUCUGGUUUGGACAUCUCUUACUUACUAUGUCAUUGGGUACAGUCCUGAGUUCGGGCGGUUCCUCCGUCAGUUUAUUCUAUUUUUUUCUGUGCACUUGUCAUCAGUAUCCAUGUUCCGUUUCUUCGCUUCAGUCUCCAGGACUAUGGUUGCUUCUGCAACAGCUGGUAGUUUUGCAAUAUUAUUAGUCCUAUUAUUUGGUGGCUUCAUUAUCCCACAGCCCUCUAUGCCAGAUUGGUUGAAGUGGGCAUUUUGGAUAUCCCCAAUGACAUAUGGAGAGAUAGGCCUUGCAGUAAACGAAUUUCUAGCUCCGCGAUGGCAAAAGACACUGUCCACAAACACAACACUAGGGCGUGAGACACUUGAAAAUCGGGGGCUGAACUUUGAUGGAUACCUUUUCUGGAUAUCACUUGCUGCAUUAUUUGGAGUUACAAUAAUUUUCAACAUCGGAUUCACCUUGGCCUUGAGUUUUUUACAGGCUCCUGGAAAGUCUCGUGCUAUUAUAUCACAUGAAAAGCUAUCCCAACUUCAAGGAAGGGAUCAAUCCACCAAUGGUGCAUAUGAGGAAAAAGAGUCAAAAAAUCCUCCUCCUAAAACUACCAAGGAGGCUGAUAUAGGAAGGAUGGUUUUGCCUUUUCAACCCCUGACAGUAUCAUUCCAGGAUGUGCAAUACUAUGUAGACACACCUGUGGAAAUGAGACAAAAGGGUUUCGCUCAGAAAAAACUCCAUCUUCUUCAUGAUGUUACUGGGUCAUUGAGGCCUGGUGUCCUCACAGCAUUGAUGGGAGUUAGUGGAGCUGGAAAAACAACUCUUAUGGAUGUUCUUGCUGGAAGAAAAACUAGUGGCACCAUUGAAGGAGAGAUUAGAAUCGGAGGGUAUCCUAAGGUUCAAGAAACAUUUGCUAGGAUUUCGGGCUACUGUGAGCAAACUGACAUACAUUCUCCACAAAUUACUAUAGAAGAAUCAGUGAUUUUUUCUGCUUGGCUUCGUUUGUCUCCUCAGAUUGAUUCAAAAACUAAAGCUGAAUUUGUGAAUGAAGUGCUUGAGACCAUUGAGCUUGAUGGAAUCAAAGAUGCUUUAGUAGGUAUGCCUGGUGUUGGUGGUUUAUCAACUGAGCAACGAAAGCGUCUGACAAUAGCAGUGGAGCUUGUGUCCAACCCCUCCAUUAUCUUCAUGGAUGAACCUACAUCAGGUUUGGAUGCAAGAGCAGCUGCAGUAGUCAUGCGAGCGGUGAAGAAUGUGGUUGAUACUGGCAGAACAAUUGUUUGCACCAUCCACCAACCGAGUAUUGACAUAUUUGAAGCAUUUGAUGAGUUGAUUCUAUUGAAAACUGGUGGACAUCUGAUCUACUGUGGACCACUGGGUCAGCAUUCAAGUAGGGUUAUCGAGUAUUUUGAGGGUAUUCCUGGGGUUCCAAAGAUCAGAAAUAACUACAAUCCAGCAACAUGGAUGCUAGAGGUGACCUCUACAUCUGCAGAAGCUGAACUUGGCGUAGAUUUUGCUCAAAUUUACAAGGAUUCUGCUCUAUAUGAGAACAACAAAGAGCUUGUAAAGCAAUUGAGCAUUCCACCUCAUGGUUCAGAAGACCUGCAUUUCCCAACCCGCUUUGCACGAAAUGGUUGGAGUCAAUUCAAAUCUUGCUUAUGGAAGCAGCACUUGUCUUAUUGGAGAAGUCCCUCAUACAAUAUAACACGUACCAUGCAUAUGCUUGUCGCAUCUUUGCUCUUUGGGAUACUGUUUUGGAAGCAAGGAAAAGAACUGAAUAACCAGCAGGGUGUGUUCAAUGUACUUGGUUCAAUGUACGUCGCUGUGAUCUUCUUGGGCAUAAAUAACUGUUCGACGGUAUUACCACAUGUCACAAAUGAGCGAACUGUUCUUUACCGUGAAAAAUUUGCAGGGAUGUACUCUUCAUGGGCUUACUCACUUGCUCAGGUGACAAUUGAAAUUCCCUACCUAUUUAUCCAGACACUUAUAUAUGUGAUCAUCACAUAUCCAAUGAUAGGAUACUACUCGUCGGUUUAUAAGAUUUUCUGGUACUUCUAUGCCAUGUUCUGCACAUUGCUGUACUACAAUUAUCUGGGAAUGCUGCUUGUGGCAAUGACACCAAGCUUUCCUGUAGCGUCAAUCCUAUCCUCUGCCUUCUACACAAUUUUCAAUCUGUUUGCGGGGUUUCUGAUUCCUCAACCGCAAGUUCCUAAAUGGUGGCUUUGGUUGUUUUAUCUGACUCCUACAUCUUGGUCAAUAACCGGUAUGCUUACUUCACAGUAUGGCGACAUCCACAAGGACAUUCUGGUAUUUGGAGAGACUAAAACAGUGGCUACCUUCUUGAAAGACUACUACGGCUUUCACCAUGAUCGCUUGGCUGUUGUGGCUGUUAUUCUUAUCGCCUUCCCCCUGGCUUUUGCUUUUCUUUUUACAUACUGUAUACAAAGACUGAACUUCCAGAGGAGGUAAUCAUUGGCAAUGCUGGAAAACCAAUGCGGGUAUUUGAAAAACAACAAUGAUUGUAUUAAUGGAUUCAUAUAGGCGACGAUAUAUUAUUGAAUGUAAAUCAUUGUACAAGCUAACCAAAUCAAGUUUAAUGGCACAACAUUGAUGAUA
This is a messenger RNA of Vitis vinifera (wine grape), 5593 nucleotides long. RefSeq names its product pleiotropic drug resistance protein 3. The record is from RefSeq and is a predicted model, not a curated record. NCBI's taxonomy places the organism in Eukaryota, Viridiplantae, Streptophyta, Magnoliopsida, Vitales, Vitaceae. Gene Ontology annotation, molecular function: ABC-type transporter activity; ATP hydrolysis activity; ATP binding. The coding region runs from base 977 to 5446 and encodes 1489 amino acids. The transcript is spliced from 23 exons. Gene Ontology annotation, cellular component: membrane.